ACCUCAAGGCACGCAUUACUAAGGCGACGGGAGAGACGCCUCCCGUAGCUGCCUCUUCGCCCUCGAGGUUGUGACCCCUCGCGGCUUCCUUAUCUCGCCCACUCCUCCCUGGGCAACUAUCCUGCCAUCUGUCGCAAGUCCGCCGGCAGGGCGGAGGUCAGAGCUGUCAAGUGCCCACGGGGGCGACGAAGAUGGCGGCGGCGGCGGCAGUUGGGGGGACCCCCUUCCCAGCGGCCGGGAAGCUCUAACAUGAACCCUUCUCCGCCCGCCGCGCCCUCGCUCCCGGGACUCCGACCCCGCACGGCCGCGGGCCCCGAAUAACGGGCGCUCGCCUGGGCAAAGUUGGUGUCGCCGCGCCGCUGGCGGCGUCACCCGCUCAGAGCCAUGAUGUCAUUGAAGGGGAUAUACUUUAUGAUUUCACUCUUUUUGGGAAGCUUUUUUGGAAGUAUUUUCAUGUUGGGUCCUUUUAUACCUUUGAUGUUUAUAAGGCCAUCCUGGUAUCGCUGGAUCAACAAUCGCCUUGUAGCAACCUGGCUCACACUUCCAGUGGCAUUGCUGGAGACCAUAUUUCGUGUAAAAGUGAUUAUAACAGGCGAUGCCUUUGUUCCUGGGGAAAGAAGUGUUAUUAUUAUGAACCACCGGACAAGAAUGGAUUGGAUGUUUCUGUGGAAUUGCCUGCUGCGAUAUAGCUACCUCAGACUAGAGAAAAUCUGCCUCAAAUCCAGUCUCAAAAGUGUUCCUGGUUUUGGUUGGGCAAUGCAAGCUGCUGCCUAUAUCUUCAUUCAUAGGAGGUGGAAGGAUGAUAAGAGUCACUUUGAAAACAUGUUGAAUUAUUUCUGUGAUAUUCAGGAACCACUUCAACUCCUCAUAUUCCCGGAAGGGACUGACCUCACAGAAAACAGCAAAGCUAAAAGCAAUGAGUUUGCUGAAAAGAAUGGACUUGAGAAAUAUGAGUAUGUCUUACAUCCAAGAACCACAGGCUUUACUUUUGUAGUGGAAUGCCUAAAAGAAGGUAAUAACCUUGACGCCAUCCAUGACAUCACUGUGGCAUACCCUCACAACAUUCCUCAGACAGAGAAACACCUCUUAAGUGGAAACUUCCCCAAGGAGAUCCACUUUCACAUCAGUAGAUAUCCACUGGAAACCCUUCCAGACUCCAAGGAGGAGCUUCAAGUCUGGUGCCACAAGCGAUGGCAAGAGAAAGAAGAACGGCUCCGGGCGUUCUAUGAGGGGUCGAAGAGCUUUGAAUUCACAGGGAAGAGUGUGAUCCCGCCUUGCAAGUCAGAGUUCAGGGUGCUGGUGAUCAAGUGGGCAUCUAUGCUCUACUGGACCUCGUUCACCUCUGCUAUGGUUAUUCUCAUAUACUUCUACAGUGUCGUGCGGUGGUAUUCUUUUAUCACAAUUGUCUUCUUUGUGCUGCAAGAGAAAAUAUUUGGCGGACUUGAAGUCAUUGAGCUUGUAUGUUACCGGUUCUUAUGGAAACGACUAAGUGGCAAGAAAAAAGAUUGAGAAUAUAGGAUUCACGGGCCAGAAAUCUGAGGGAUUUUUUUAAAAAAUGUUCUACAUACAGCCUUUGUAAACUGAAAAGAUUUUUUUGCAUGAAAAUUUCAAAUCUUUCUUACUACCAUCGUUCUUUGUUAAAGACAUUUUGCACACUUGAUUUUGUGAAAAGGAAAAAAAAAACAGAUGUUGCUCUAUAUAGAAAUUGUUUUUAAUCUCAGAAUGUAAUUUUAAUAUCUUUUCAGCAAGGAGAUGCAGUAGUGAAAUAAUUCUUGCUGGAUUAUUAAACAAUCAUUAGGCUGUUAAUAGGCAAGGUACAUAAUGGAUUUGUAAACUCCAGUCCUGUCAUCUAGCCAAACUGUGUAGCCAAAGGAGAUAGAUCUAUGACUUGUAAUCUCUAGCACAAAUCACGUCUCUUCACUGAAGAGUGAAGGCAGGUUACCUCAUUCAUGUGAGUUGUCUCUUUCUUACCUUUUCCUCUACAUUGCUUUGACCAUCAUUUUCCCAAAAGCCAUGCUCAAUCCAGAUUUCUCUGAGCUCCUUGCUGAAACUUCCUGCCCCCCUUAGAUUAGUCAAAAGAUUUGACAACUGAUCAACACAAAGAAUGUGGUAAUUUAUAAGAGGCUAAUAUUUUUGAUGAACUACAGAGUGAAAAACCAUGUGUGCCCUUCUGCCCAUGAAGGGAACCGGGGCUGCGAGUAAAACAGAGGCUUUACCAACUUCAAAACCUCAAUAUGAAUUUUGUAAUUAGAAAUUUUGCUUCAUUUUGUUGUUAUUAUUGUAUGAUCAGUGCCAGUUUUCCUUCAUAUAUUGGUAAUUGGUACCUUUUUGCCCCUAAGGGUGGCCUCUAUGAAAAAAAAAAAAACAUAUACUGCUACCUUUUUCUUCCCCCCUCCCCCACCCCCCCCAAAAAAAUAAAAGCAGAGUACAAUCUGAAAUUAACAAACUAUGGAUUCUCAAGUGUUUCUGAAAGCCUACAGAAAAGGCAAGGCUGUGUUCCUGUCUUUGAAUAAAAAUCUUAGUUUAGCUCUUAAAAAAAAAAGCCUUAACAAAGGCAGUUAUUAGUAAUAGCCCAGAUUACAUGACAAGAGAAUUUCCCAUCAUAUCCCUGACAAGUGAAACUACUUUUUUGACCUAGUGCCAUGGAACUCAUUAGCAACACUGUUCCAUAGCUUGACUUCUUUUUGUCUCAGGCCACCUCUUUCAAUAGCAGCAUUUAGACUUGCCCUUGACCAGUUUAUUCAGCUAAAUAAAUGUUGCCACCAGUGGAAAGUCCAAGGAACCAACAACAUAAACUUUCAGUCUCUUUAUGAGGCAAGAAAAGCUCUGUACUUUCUUCCUUUAUGAGCAUCUGGCUCAUCUUCCAUAAUAUGGAGAUGGUGGACACAGGAAUGAAAAUGUGAAGCAAGUAAAGUCAUUGGCUGUUAGCAAAUCCAAUGGCUUUAUUUAGCCUCCACAAUCAUUCACUGCAUUGUGUACUUUGUUCACUGGAGUUUGUCUUUAUCCUAUAGAAAAGGGAAGGCUACGUUUCCUCUCCAUGCAUAAAAAUCUGAGUUUAGCCCUUUAAAAAAAAAAAGUCUUAAAAGCAGUUAUGAGUAAUAGCCAAAAUUAGAAACAAAAGAAUUUCCCAUCAAAUCCCUAACAAUUCAGACUAUGCUUAGUUAAAACUUUUUGUGCUAGACAGUGGCUUCUACUCCAGGUUUUAACUUUGUUCUGCAAUUAAAGGGGUAAACACAUAGUAAGUAUAGCUUACUGAGCAAAUUCUUGCAGAAGUACCUGUCCUACUAGAAAGAACAUUGAUGGAAAAUCAUUUUUGUUAGAAAACAGCAACAGAAAAAUCCACCCGAGUAUAUCAGCUGUGCCUUCUGUAGAAAAACUAGUCUAUGUUGAACUAUCUCCUCUCACCCUAUGACAGCUGCUUUUAAUUCCCUGCACAAAGCUACUAAUUAGUUAUUACACACAUGUGCUGACAGCCAUCUGUUUAACUUCAUGGAGGUUUUUUUGUUUUUAUUUUAUUUUCAGGUUGAAGGGAAGUUUACCUUUUUUCCAUUAUAAAAGUGGUUUCUAAUUUAGGGUUGUCUCAGACUUCCUUUGGCUGUAUUUAGAAACUCAGAAAGAGUUUGACAGUUGGGAUUGCUGUGUUGUAGGUGCAAAGGAAAAGGCUAUACUUUCUGUCCUGAAGGUGUUUAUAAUAUAGUCUUUGUAAGCUGAAAUCAUUGCUACUGUCCAAAGCUAUGUAGCUCCCUGUCUGAGGAACAUUUUCCAUCUAAUGUGAUGCACUUUCAAUUCUGAACCUUGCAAAGAAAAACACUUUUUUUCCACAGAAGAUAUUUUUAAAAUAAACUAUAAGCCUUUAAAAAAAAAGAAUUAACAAAACCUAGAGUUCAGAAUCAGAAGUUACCAACACCCACACGAGGGAGAAACCGUUUUUACAAGGCAUUGGGGCGGGGUUGGUGGAGAGAAAAUGAAAUAAACAGUUUUUGCCUGGAAAAAACAGCAUUCCAGUUCCCUUUUUGAACUGGAGAAAAGAAAUUUUUUUUCUCUACAUUUUUCAUCUUUUAAAAACAUUUUCAUUUUAAAUAUAUUUUUUGAAAAUGUUAAAGCAAUUAAUACUUGUUUGUAAUAUCCCAUUGCUUUUGGAAUGACUCAGAAAAAUUAAUAUGAAAAUGGCAAAGAUGCAUCCUUAUGCAUACAUAUAUCUUGAGACCUUCUGUCUUCCACAGUCCCCCACCUUGGUGCUCUAGAAACAGAGCAGCUUCUUUCUGGGCUGCAUUACAGUUCAGAGGUCAUAUUCUCUUAAUCUGUAAAAGGUACAGUUGACGGCCUCGGAAAUUAUUAUAAUUUAGUUGUCCAAAUGUUCAACUUUAAAAUUGCCAUUCUGUGAAAAUUUAAAUACAUAAAAGUCAGCGUGUUUUAUCCAGGGCAUGCAUGGACCAUGAUUUCCUCCAAGACCCACAAGAAAAGUUACUAAGUAAGACUCCUUUUUCCAGACCUGAAUGGAUUAUCAGCAAAAACACAAGACAGAAUACCUCGUUAAUUUGAAUAUUCAUUGAAAGUACAUGGUAAAGGAUGAGCAUUUGUGAACUGUAAGGGGGAGAGGGAUGUGUAAGAAAGACCUCCUUUUAAAGGCUUCAUAUCAAAUUUUAUAUGUUACUUUGUUAGUAAAAUUUAGAAUGCAAAAAUAAUACUCCACUUAGAAUGCCUUACAGUUAGGUCGAUUAGAAAUCGGAGUUAUUCUAAGCCUUACUGUGAAAGAAAGGGGUGUUCUGUGAGCUGAUCGUUCAUCAAAAAUAUAUUGGAGAUGUGACCUCCUGCUGUCUUUGCGCAGUCUCUAAGCUCUGGUCUCAACAGCCAUGCCCUUGUGCACUUUACAGCAGGUUCCACUGGGGGAACUUGUUGGUGGAUUGUUUACAUUUCUUUGUAUAAAUGACAUUCUUUUAGUGCCUUGGUUAAAGAUCUGGUUUAGUUACAGGUAUUUCUGUACUACGUCCCUUAGACAGAGGUUUCUUUUUAUUAACUGAUAGGGAAAAAAAAACAAACAACAAACCUGUUUAGGCUUGUGGUCUCUAAACACUUGUUACUGUUGUUGGUAAACAUCAUUUUGUGGCAACAUUUGGGUGACAGCUUAAAUCCAUGGCAUUUAUUGACUUGUUUCUGUGAUCAGUGAUAUAGGCUGCAUAAACGAAUUUGUCAAUGACUGUGCGGCCUUUACUUUAAAUUUCGUUUUCAGAAAGGAUUCUUGUUUUGGACUGCUUGAUCUUAUAAGAGGAUUGUAUGAAAAAUACCAAGAUAUGAAAACUCACAGAAUGGCCUUAGUUUUCAUCAUCCAUGAAAUAUGUUAAGAUGUUUGUGAGUCAUAUAUCAGUCAUGUAUCAUACAUCACAAAAUAAAAUGGAAUACUUAAACAA
This is a messenger RNA of Vombatus ursinus (common wombat), 5408 nucleotides long. RefSeq names its product lysocardiolipin acyltransferase 1 (gene LCLAT1). Gene Ontology annotation, cellular component: endomembrane system. Gene Ontology annotation, molecular function: acyltransferase activity. The transcript is spliced from 6 exons. The record is from RefSeq and is a predicted model, not a curated record. NCBI's taxonomy places the organism in Eukaryota, Metazoa, Chordata, Mammalia, Diprotodontia, Vombatidae. The coding region runs from base 385 to 1509 and encodes 374 amino acids.